GUCAGUCUCCGCCGCGCUGGGUGCGCGCACGCAGCCUCCUUCCAUCCCUCGCCCGCAGUCGGGUGAACGACUCCCCAACAAGUAUGCGUACGAGUCGUACGACACACCACCGCCACAUUGUGCCCGCUCCUUGUUUUCGCGAACGUUGAUCAAUCUGUAUGUUUGGGUCCCGUUAACCGGAAGCGUGGGCUGCGUCACUGGCGUUUAGCUUAGCGUGCGUUUCGUUUUCGCUCGGACGGUCACAUAGACUUGAUAGUACAGGGGUUGUGUAAUAUUCGCGUCAUUAACCGCGUAGACGUGACGAUCAUGACGGCGAACGUUGUCGCUACAGUAUCAUCAGCGGGUGGGGAGGCUGGUCCCCCGGGCCCGGCGACCGAGGGCACCGACAUGAAAGGUGUUGAGGCUACGCCAGAAGAGCAGGAACGGCUAGCAACCGGAAACAACAAUGGGUCGCUGGACUGCAAACACACGGCCGCCGACCCGCAGCCGCUGCAGGGACGCUCCGUGUUCCACUCGACGCGGGUCUUCAUGUUGGUGUUCCUGUCGGGUUGGAUACUGCAGGGCAUGUUCCUGACCUACUUCGUUAGUGUAACAACCACAAUAGAAAAAUUAUUUAGAGUAGAAUCAAAGACGACGGGGACGUUACUAGCGGCUACGGAAAUAGGCCAGAUAUCUACAGCACUGAUCCUGACGUACCUGGCAGGCCGCGGACACAGGCCACGAUGGAUCGCCUGCAUGAUGAUCGUGCUGGCGGUGGGUGUGGUCGGCUGUAUCAUGCCACACCUUCUCUAUGGCACACAGUUGCUCGAAGUGCACCAGGAAGAGCAUCAAGGUGGCGCCGCGCCUGUUUGCUACAGCUACCAGAACUCCUCCGACUUGUGUGAUGCCCCACACAUAAAGAGCUCGACCACACGAUCCUCCAUCACCUCUGUUGUCAUCCCAUGGCUGUUUAUUUGCCUGCUGAUAGUGGGCGUGGGGCAGACUGGGAUAGCCACGCUGGGUAUUCCAUACAUAGAUGACAACGUCGGCAGCAGGCAGUCACCACUUUACAUGGCUAUUACCAUCGGCAUAAGAGUCCUAGGCCCUGCAAUGGGCUUCCUCCUGGGGGCUCUGUGCACCAGGGUCUACGUGGACCCGCUAACGGACCCAGGAUUCGAUGCCAGUGACCCGAGGUGGGUUGGAGCUUGGUGGUUGGGUAUGGUGUUUGUGGCUUGCUUCGUAGUGGUGCUGUCCACCUUGAUGUUCUGCUUCCCGCGUGCGAUCAAGCAGGAUCUCAUACAGAUGUCUGCCAAGAAGAUACAGGAAAAGAAUGAACCGAUGUUCAAAGAUUUCAUUGAGACGAUCAAACGGCAGCUUACAAACGACAUUCUGAUGUGGCGGACUGCUAGUUCGGUCCUCCACUUGAUGCCUAUCAGUGGGGUGUACAGCUUCUUACCCAAGUACUUGGAGAAGCAGUUCCAGCUCCCCACACAUGAAGCCAACCUUGUUUCGGGUAUGGGUGGUAUUAUGGUGAUGGGUCUCGGCACCAUUUCGGCAGGAUUCGUCAUACUGAAACUGGUGCCUUCAGCUCGACAGGUGGCGGCCUGGACAGCUAUGAGUGCUGCUAUAUAUAGUGCUGGUAUGAUAUUGCUGAUGUUCGUGAGUUGUCCGGAGGAGAACUACAGGAUGAUUAGUGAAGGAGGCAGCAUUCCUAACAGCAGUGUGGAGUGCAGUGCGGGCUGUUACUGCGCUGAUGUGGCCUUCAGUCCUGUUUGUGGACAGGUCAGUUACGUCAUCUGCGUAAAGGAAAUCGAACGUUACAACCUAUACAAUUCAUCGGAGGAGUAUUUGUCGAAUCCCCUGGGUUUCGCCGUGAGUGGAGAAUGUGGCGGGUCGUGUUCCCAAGUGUACGUGUUCGUGGCCGUGUUCGCCACGCUCAUGUUCAUACAUGCCAGCGGGGAGGUCGGCGGCGUACUACUUAUCAUACGCUGCACUGACAGACAAGACAAAGCGAUGGCGAUGGGUGUGAUUCAGUUCGCAAUAGGAGCGUUUGGCAACGUGCCGUGUCCGAUAGUGUUCGGCGCGGCCGUGGACGCGGCCUGCCGCGCGCGGGACGCCGUCUGCGGGAUUCUCGGCGCCUGCGCAUCCUAUAAUAACGAUAGCUUCCGAUACUUCUAUUUAGGUUUGUCGUCAUUCCUAAUGUUCCUAGCAUGCAUAAUGGACAUUUUGGUGUGGAGCAAGGCGGGUCGCAUUGACAUGAACCCGGAGGAGCACCCCGAACCCGAAGGAUCCGUGGCACUCACAAACCCAUCCGAUACACAACUCUGACCUCAAACUAACUACGAGUCACACUUGUAAGUGACCACACGACCUUAAGCCAAGGCAAUACGGUUCUUAUUUCAACCGUUAAAAACUUAAACUUAGGCGUGGGACAAUUAACCUUACUUGUAAGUGUUACGGUCUAAAUUGCAACGACACUGAUCUGAAUAAAUCUUAGCCGCGGACAGUUAUUAACUAUACAUGUAGUUUACCCAGUGGUAAGAUCGAUAAUGCAACGACGCUGAUCCAGUUUCAGCUAUCGGACAAUUGUGAAUCUUAUACUUGACUAUUAGAGUCGAAAUUUGUAUGCAAGAGGAUCUGAGAGUUGUGUAGUUUUAGUAAAAUUUAUUAUCGUCUAAAGUUAAGGGGAUGGCAGUAAUGUGAAGGAUUGUGGGUCCAGUAGUGGGCCCCAGCGACGGUAGUUACUGAUGUGUUAGUUGUCCGAGUGUCGGCUAGACCGCCAUUGAGAGCCAUAUUUCAACACAGAACAAUGCAUGCGUUAUAUUGUAUUUGGACAAAACCUAGGUACUAUUUGUAUAUACUAAUUAACAUACGCCAAUAUUUUGGUUAUUUAUUAGAUUCUUGCUAACAUUACCUUUUUAGUAAAAUGCCAGUGUUAUUGUUUGAACUUUACGGUUUCCAUGGCAACCCUUCAACCUGACUGAACAAUGAAAUACUUGUAUCGUGCAUUUUAUAAUAAAUCUGUGCAUUUUAUACACUAGUUACUUUACCGCAUAAGUAUGUGCUCAAUUUUGUAAACAUAAUAAAAAAGUAAUAAAACUACAAAUGGGUUCAGGCAUAAUAUAUAAAGUUACAUAUUACUAUGAUAAUAAUUAUUUGGGAGCAAGUGUUUAUACGAAAUUACAGCUAAAACGAUUAGAGCCGAUAUUUGGCGAACAUAGCAUUAAUUUUUAGGUAAAUAAAAUACAUAUAUAUAUACUAUUUAAAAGAAGGUUUUGGCCCACUAACGCACGGGUCUUUUUACUUAGCUAAUAUACUGUGUUAGUGGGCUUCAACCGUCUCUGCAUAUUUUUCAUCAGUCCC
Messenger RNA from Spodoptera litura, 3342 nucleotides. Lineage: Eukaryota; Metazoa; Arthropoda; Insecta; Lepidoptera; Noctuidae. The record is from RefSeq and is a predicted model, not a curated record.